AUGGUUUGGCUCGUGCUGAAGGAGUUUGUCAGACAUGAGGCUAAACCACUGAACAAAUAUGAGCUUCUUCAGGCCAUUGUAACCUUCCAGAGAGAUCGCUUGACCAAAAUUGCAUGCAAUAAAUAUAUUGAUAAUCUUCAGAAGGUUUUCCCUGUGGUGGUACAGCGCAACGGGGGAAAACAUAUUCUGCAGAAGAGGUACAGAUGUGAGCUUGAUGGUGACGGCUCUCGUAGAGGAUCCAUUCAGUACCUUUUUGAUGGGGACGAUUUUUUCAGCCUGGAUCUGACAACUGGAACCUGGACUGCAGCAAAUGCUAGAGCUGAGAACUUUAUCACGGAGUGGGAUCCUAAAGAACAUCAGGCUAAACACUGGAAGAACUACCUCAACAAUAACUGUAUCGAGACAUUAAUGCAAUACGUGCAAUACAGGACAAAUACUGAGGAGAGAAAAGGCACCCAUACACUACAGUACAUCACUGACAUCACAACAAAAAUCAGUUACACAGUUGGUGACCUGGAUGGAUAA
Messenger RNA from Clarias gariepinus (North African catfish), 525 nucleotides. Its product is annotated as major histocompatibility complex class I-related gene protein-like. The record is from RefSeq and is a predicted model, not a curated record. The transcript has 3 exons. Gene Ontology annotation, cellular component: external side of plasma membrane. Bases 1 to 525 code for a protein of 174 amino acids. NCBI's taxonomy places the organism in Eukaryota, Metazoa, Chordata, Actinopteri, Siluriformes, Clariidae. Gene Ontology annotation, biological process: immune response.